Molecule: messenger RNA, 761 nt
Organism: Elaeis guineensis (African oil palm)
Lineage: Eukaryota; Viridiplantae; Streptophyta; Magnoliopsida; Arecales; Arecaceae
Product: V-type proton ATPase subunit F
Biological process (GO): proton transmembrane transport
Cellular component (GO): proton-transporting V-type ATPase, V1 domain; membrane
Molecular function (GO): proton-transporting ATPase activity, rotational mechanism
Source: RefSeq, a predicted model, not a curated record
CAGAUCAGUAGCGUCAGAUCGACCGCGUGCCAGAGACCGUAUAAUGUAUCCGGCAACCCCAAUGAUUGAAGAAGCUCAGGCGGUUCCUUGGAAGAACCCUGCCCUUUUCCCUACCCCGCAUCUCGAGUAGUGGCUGCUAUCUUUGUUUUGGGUAUACUUCGUAUAAUAAGGAGGUGAGAGAAGCUUAUAAUGGCUGGAAGAGCUCAGAUCCCAACAAAGAAUUCAGCUCUUAUUGCUAUGAUUGCUGACGAGGACACUGUGGUUGGAUUUUUAUUAUCUGGGGUUGGUGAUGUUGAUUUGCGGAGGAAGAGAAAUUACUUUAUUGUGGACUCAAAAACAACGGUGAAAGCAAUUGAAGAUGCAUUUAAAGACUUCACCACAAGAGAGGAUAUUGCGAUUGUGCUGAUUAGCCAAUAUAUUGCAAAUAUGAUAAGGUUUCAAGUUGAUAGCUACAACAAUCCUGUGCCUGCUAUUCUGGAAAUUCCAUCCAAGGACCAUCCAUAUGACCCUACUCAGGAUUCAGUCCUCUCUCGGGUGAGAUACUUGUUCUCUGCGGAAUCAAUAGCAUCAUCAAGGUACUGAAAAUUUGGUUCUCUGUUAAGUGCAACUGAUGGUAGCGUGCUCCGAUUUAAGUGUGUUUGAGCCUCCAUAUGUAUUGAGGAAGAAUGACUGAUUUUCUGGAACUUAAGCUAUGAAUAAAAUGUUAAUGGAGACGCAAAAACAAAGGUCAAGAUUCUAUGGUGGUGUUUAAUUUUGCUUAA